AUGUUACUUCGAGGAUGGAGAGCAUCUCUGUUUCAGCCUUGUUGUGAUCACCCUUUGUCCGUGCAUGAUCCGUUGUUUGUUCAAACUCCUACUGACAAUAAAGUCUCUCUCUCAGUCGAUGAUCGAGAAUUCUUACGUAUCAUGGAUGAGCAGGUCCAUAAAAAUCCAGAUGGAGGCUGGAUAGCCCCAUUGCCUCUUCGCUCAGGUAGGCCCCGUUUACCCAACAAUAAGAAACAGGUUGUUAAAAGGACCAACAAUCUUCUCAAAGGUCUAGAGAAAGAUCCUGUAAAGAAAGCUCACUUUUUUGAGUUCAUGGAUAAAUUAUUCAGCAAUGGUCAUGCUGAAUUGGCCCCCAAGUUAGGUCCAUAUGACGAGUGCUGGUACUUACCUAUAUUUGGUGUUUACCACCCUAGGAAACCCAACCAAAUCCGAGUUGUAUUUGACUCAUCAGCCAAGUUAGAGGGUGUCUCUCUAAAUUCCGUCCUCCUUCAAGGUCCCGACCUUACUAAUAGCUUGUUAGGUGUUUUGAUAAGAUUCAGAAAGGAUCAGAUUGCUGUGGUAGCAGACAUAGAGCAGAUGUUCUAUUCCUUUAGGGUGCAGGAGAGCCAUAGAAAUUAUCUCAGAUUUUUUUGGUUUAAAGACAAUGACCCCACUAACGUAUUGGUAGAGUAUCAAAUGGCUAAGCAUGUAUUUGGCAACAGCCCUUCGCCAGCUAUAGCCACCUAUUGCCUUAGAAAAUCUGUUGACAAUUCUGAUGAAGAUAUUAGAGUAUUUGUAAAUAGGGACUUCUAUGUAGAUGAUGGGUUAUCUUCGCAACCCUCUGUAGAAAAAGCUGUAGACUUGUUAAAAAGAACUCGGAGAGAUUUGAGCGCUAGCAAGUUGCGCCUCCACAAGAUUGUGUCUAAUGAACCUGAAGUUUUGAAGCAAUUUUCUGUUGAUGACUUAGUGGACAUGUCAGUUCAGCCUGUUACUAAGAGAGGUAUUUUGUCGACAAUUAAUAGUCUUUUUGAUCCGCUUGGAUUUUUGGCCCCCGUAGUACUAGAAGGAAGGUUAAUCCUUCGAGAGAUAGUAUCCACCAAGGUAGAAUGGGAUGAUCCUAUUCCUCUAGAUAUUGCUAAGAAAUGGGAAAGUUGGAGAUGUAGAUUAGCAGAUGUCGCAUCUCUCGACAUUCGUAGAAGUUAUUUUGUCGGCUCACUUAGUCAAAUGUCUAGACUUGAGUUGCAUAUUUUUGCAGAUGCAUCAGAAAGUGCUGUAUCUGCUGUUGCAUAUGUUGUAGGAUACUCAUCCAAUGGCCAGUGUCAGAUAGGUUUUGUGUUAGGAAAGAGUAAGCUUGCCCCUGAAAAAGGUCACAGUAUCCCAAGGUUAGAGUUGUGUGCUGCAGUGUUAGCUACUCAAAUAUAUCAGUCUUAUGUUAGUAAUCGUGUUCAGAAAAUUCUUCAUGUUAGCAAUUCAAGACAGUGGAAUUAUGUUCCCUCUAAGUUAAACCCUGCAGAUAUAGGAAGCAGAGGUGCAAGCGUUGAGCAAUUGAAGCAAAGUUCUUGGUUACAAGGCCCAAGCUUACCUUUACCAGGGCAGGUGUCCACACCUGAGUACUUUCCACUCCUUAGUCCCGAGCACGACAAGGAAAUUCGCCCUGAAGUUUGCAUUCUGUCAACCAAAGUUAUUGUAGGGAAGUCACUUGCAAGCAUUGUCGAUAAGUUCUCAUCUUUUGAGAGAUUGGUCAGAGCUGUGUCAACUCUUAGGCAUAUUGUAUUAUCUUACCACAAAAGAUUACCCUGUAAAGGAUGGCAUCUUUGUCCUGAAGCUAAGGAUGUUAAGUUUAGGGAUGAGGUCAAAUUUUACCUGUUAAGUAAGGUCCAGCACGAAGUUUACAGUAAGGAGUUAAAGCUUCUUUCAGAAGGCAAGGCCCUAAAUAGAGAUAGUAGCAUUUUGUCUCUAGAUCCUAAGCUUGGUUCUGAUGGUUUACUUCAUGUUGGUGGUCGCCUCAAUAGGAGUAAACUGCCUGAACUAGAGAAAAACCCUAUAGUCUUACCUGGUAAGCACCACCUCUCUCGACUUUUGGUAGAACAUUACCAUAAGUUGAUACAUCACCAAGGUAGAUCCUUUACCGAAGGCGCAGUUAGGUCAGCUGGCUUUUGGAUAACUGGAGGGAAACGUUUAGUUUCUACUGUCAUCCGUGACUGUGUAUUGUGUAAGAGGUUAAGAGGUCGUUUUGAAUGUCAGAAAAUGUCUGAAUUGCCUAUUGAAAGAGUAGAACAGGCUCCGCCCUUUAGUUAUGUUGGGGUUGAUGUAUUUGGUCCCUGGGAAGUCGUGGCUAGACGCACUAGGGGUGGACAUGCAGCUUCCAAAAGAUGGGCAGUGUUGUUCACAUGUCUUACUAUUCGUGCUGUUCAUAUAGAGGUUAUCGCUGAAAUGUCGUCAUCUGCAUUUAUUAAUGCCCUCCGUAGGUUUAUCUCUUUGCGUGGUAAGGUCAAACAGUUCCGAUCUGAUCGUGGAUCAAAUUUUGUUGGUGCCACUAGUCUUCUCAAUAUUGAAGUUAUAAAUGUCGAAGAUGAGAAAACUCAAGGCUUCCUUCAAUCUCAUGAUUGUCAGUGGGUUUUCAAUAGCCCCCAUAGUUCACAUAUGGGAGGGGUCUGGGAGCGGAUGAUUGGUGUCUCCCGCCGCAUCCUUGAGGCAAUGUUACUUGAAGUUAAGAGUUUGACACAUGAUGUUUUAGUUACUCUAAUGGCCGAAGUGUCUGCGAUCAUCAAUUCUCGACCUAUUGUCCCUGUAUCUAAUGAUCCAGAUAUCCCUGAGGUGUUAAGCCCCUCCUCACUUCUCACUCAAAAGUUAGAGUGUGAUCAAACCCCUCUAGGCAAUGUAGACAUUAAGGAUCUGUACAAAAAAACAGUGGAAGCAAGUACAGCACCUUGCCUGUCAGUUCUGGGUCCGUUGGAGGAGAGAAUACCUUCAAACUUUACAGGGUCGUAG
Molecule: messenger RNA, 2970 nt
Organism: Ruditapes philippinarum (Manila clam)
Lineage: Eukaryota; Metazoa; Mollusca; Bivalvia; Venerida; Veneridae
Exons: 3
Coding region: 1-2970 (989 amino acids)
Biological process (GO): DNA integration
Molecular function (GO): nucleic acid binding
Source: RefSeq, a predicted model, not a curated record